GGCGGCGGACCCGGCCCGACCGCUCCGCACCUCCGCCGAGUUUGGCCGGCCCAGAAGGGCAGCCAAAAGUUCAGCAUGCAGGAAGUUUGGAGGCAGCUCGGAGAGUAGCGCGUCGGCGGCGACUGCUGCUUCCCGUGCUGUGGGGUUUUGCUUUUUUUUUGCGGGGAUUGUGCCAUUCCCCCUCCGCCCCUCCACCCCCCACCCCCAUCCCCCCCCCGCAUACAACUCCCCCAAACACACAAGCAACCCGCAACAACCAAAAAGUCCGGCAAGAGGGAGAGAACACGAGCGAGGGAAGAACCCUCGGCGGGAGAGCCCGUUUCUUCGCAGAGACACGGUCCCGCUCGCAGCUGGUCCCAAUGCAACUGCUCAUCCUCCUCCUGCUCUACGCCGUCGUCUGUGCGAACUUUUGCAGCCGUCAGGGCACCACCGCCCCUGCCCAGAGCGGAUCUAUAAAAGCCCUGCGGGCCUCCAACAUCAGGCGAGAUGAGAGCAAUCACCUCACAGACUUGUACCGAAAAGAAGAGACCAUCAGCGUGGCAGGGAAUGGCUGCAUCCACAGUCCUCGCUUCCCCAGCAGCUACCCCAGGAACCUCCUACUCACGUGGCGGCUCCACUCCCCAGAGAGCACCAGGAUCCAUCUGGCUUUUGAUAACCAGUUUGGACUAGAGGAACCUGAAAAUGAUAUCUGCAGGUAUGACUUUGUGGAAGUGGAAGAUGUAUCAGAGACCAGCACAGUUAUAAGAGGACGGUGGUGUGGACACAAGGAAAUACCUCCAAGAAUAACAUCAAGAACAAAUCACAUAAAGAUAACCUUCAAAUCUGAUGACUAUUUUGUGGCUAAACCUGGAUUCAAGAUAUGUUACUCCCUUGUGUGUAGCUCGAAAGAGACAGAUUUUGCAAACACUCAGGAAAUGGAUGAUUUCCAGCAUGCAGCCUCAGAAACCAACUGGGAGUCAGUCACAAGCUCUGUCUCAGGGGUAUCCUAUCCCUCUCCAUCAGUGACUGAUGCUACGCUCACGGCAGAAGCACUGGAUCAAACCAUUGCUGCAUUCGACACGGUGGAGGAUCUGCUGAAACAUUUUAACCCGGACUCCUGGCAAGAAGAUCUUGAGAAUCUAUACACAGACAGUGGCCACCAUUAUCGAGGCAGGAGCUACCAUGACAGGAAGUCCAAAGUUGACUUGGACAGGUUGAAUGAUGACGUGAAACGUUACAGCUGCACCCCGAGAAACUACUCUGUCAAUUUAAGGGAGGAACUGAAGCUGACAAAUGUAGUUUUCUUCCCCCGCUGCCUCCUUGUCCAGCGCUGUGGAGGAAACUGUGGCUGUGGGACUCCAAACUGGAAAUCUUGCAUGUGCAUGUCAGGGAAAACAGUGAAGAAAUAUCAUGAGGUGCUGAAAUUCAUCCCUGAGGCUGGGCAUACCAGAAGAAAAGGCAGAAUCAGGAACAACAUGGCCUUAGUUGAUAUACAGCUGGAUCACCAUGAGCGUUGUGAUUGCAUCUGCAGUUCAAGACCACCCCGAUAAAAAAAAAAAAAAAAUAAAGGAGGAAAAAAAAAGAAAGAAAGAGAGAGGAAGAAAGAAACAAACAAACA
This is a messenger RNA of Chiroxiphia lanceolata (lance-tailed manakin), 1597 nucleotides long. RefSeq names its product platelet derived growth factor D (gene PDGFD). Gene Ontology annotation, molecular function: platelet-derived growth factor receptor binding; growth factor activity. The record is from RefSeq and is a predicted model, not a curated record. Bases 360 to 1529 code for a protein of 389 amino acids. Gene Ontology annotation, biological process: positive regulation of ERK1 and ERK2 cascade; positive regulation of cell migration; positive regulation of phosphatidylinositol 3-kinase/protein kinase B signal transduction. NCBI's taxonomy places the organism in Eukaryota, Metazoa, Chordata, Aves, Passeriformes, Pipridae. The transcript is spliced from 8 exons. Gene Ontology annotation, cellular component: membrane.